AUGAGCGAAAAUAUUAAAAGUGGAAUUGAAUUAAAUUUUGAAAAACAAGAUUUAUUUGAUUUUAAAAAAAAUGGUGGUGUCCCUGGUAGUGGUGGUGGUAAUAUUAUUGAAGAAAAAAAGAUUGGUGGUUUAAAUAAAAGAGAUAGAAAAGUAUCAAUUGGAAUUGUUUUUGCAAUUUUUUUUUUUCAAGAGUUUGCUAGAGGAAUUAUUGUACCAAGUGCACCUGCAUAUUCAAAUUUAAUUGGUGGAGUUGGAGAUGCAUCAUUAUUGGGUUUGGUAAUUUCAAGUUUUAGUUUUGGUAGAUUAGUUGCAACCAUUGGAUUAGGAUUUAUAUCAUCAAAUAGUUAUUAUAAAAAGAUAUUUUCAGUUUCAAUUAUAUUUUGUAUUAUUGGUUCAUUUUGGUAUUCAUUUGCAUAUUUGGAUCAUGGAAGUGCCAAAUUCGGUGAGAUAUCAGUGGUUGCAUCAAGAGCAGUAUUAGGAUUUGGUGCAGGUACACUAAGUGUUGGUAGAUCAUUUAUUACUGAUGUUACAGAGGUUGCAGAGCGUACAGCAUUAAUUUCUCUCUCUGCAGCAGUCCAAUUCUUGGGUUAUGCAGUAUCACCAAUUGUUGGAUCAUUCCUUUCAUUUCUCCCUGCUUUUAAAAUUGGUACAGUUGAUAUUGAUUAUUUAACAUCACCAGGUUGGUUUUUAGGUUUCCAAAAUUUCCUAUUACUUUUAACUAUUCUUUAUUUCUUUAAAAAUCCAAAAUCCACCCAACCAACUACAGUUAGAAAAAAUAAUGGUUUUGAAAAUAAAGGUGGUGCAAAUAAUAAUAGUACCAAUAAUUUAGUAUCCAUGACAAGAGAUAUUGAAGAACAAUACUACCUAUCAGCAAGUAGUAAUUCAAUUAAAGCAAUAAAUAAUUUUGAAGAUGACAAUUCAGGAAAUACUGGAGUUGCUGAAGAAAUUACAAAUGGUGAUGAAAAUACAAUUAUGGAAAUGAAUUUUGGUAUUAGUAAUAGUGGUUCAAUUUGUGAUGCAUCGUCGACAUUAAAUGAAGAAAAAGAAAAAGAAAAAGAAAAAAAAGAAAAUAUUUAUAAAAUUAUAUUAAAAGAUAAACGGGCAUUAAUUAGUUUAAUAAUAUUCGUUUUAUUAAAUUUCUUUAUUAGAGCUGUGCUUGGUAUUUAUGAAACAUUGGGUACACCAUUAUAUGAUAGUUUGAAUUCCAAUUCAGCAGUAACUGACCUUUCCUCCGACUCAUUUUCAAAUUCAGGUUCAGGUUCAAGUGAUAGCAAUGGAAUGAAUAUCGAUAGUGGAAGUGGAUACUUUUUCGGUGGACUUGGAUUCGUUGGUAUCUUUUUCCUAUUGUUAAUUAGUUGGGCAAGUAAAAAAGAAAUCAUUCACGAUUAUUGGAUUUACAAUUUUGGUAAUGUUUGUGUUGCAAUUGGUUGUUUCAUUUCAAUGGCACAUCAUUUAACAUGGACUAGAUAUAUGCUAAGUUAUCUAUUCGUCUAUGGUAUUGGUUUCCCAAUUUCUCAAACUGUAAUCGUCUCAAUUUUUUCCAAAGUUUUAUCAAAUACAAUCGGUAACGCAUCUCAAGGUCUACUAAUUAGUAUCAUCACAUCAGCAGGUUCAUUAGGUCGUGUUGUCGGUCCACUAUUCUGUAGCGCACUAUAUUCCGACAAGAAAGGUGACCAAUUACCAAUCUUUGCAUUUGCAUUCUCUUUCUCAAUAUUCAUCUUAAUAGUCUCAAUAUUUAUGAUACCAACUGAAAUUGCCAAAAUUAAAUAUAUCAAUUGUAGUAGUGAUUCAAUUAAAGCAAAACAAAAAGUACCAUUAUUAUUUGAUGUUGAUGAUAAUGAUAAUAAUGAUGAUGAUGAAAAAUUUUUAAUUAAUUAA
Messenger RNA from Dictyostelium discoideum AX4, 1878 nucleotides. RefSeq lists its product as hypothetical. Gene Ontology annotation, biological process: transmembrane transport. Gene Ontology annotation, cellular component: vacuole; membrane. Lineage: Eukaryota; Evosea; Eumycetozoa; Dictyosteliales; Dictyosteliaceae. The record is from RefSeq and is a predicted model, not a curated record. Bases 1 to 1878 code for a protein of 625 amino acids. Gene Ontology annotation, molecular function: transmembrane transporter activity. The transcript has a single exon.